UGUCUCCUUCCUCCCCUUUCGCGGUCCGGGGACGUUGUGGGGGCGGGAACGCCUCCUGCGCGAGCCCCGCCCCGCCCUCCUCCCCGCCUCGCCCCGCCUCCGGCCCACAGGGCCAGGAAGGGCGGAAGGAACCGCCAGGGGCCAUGGACGGGGCCAUGGACGGGGCCGUGAUGGAAGGGCCGCUGUUUUUGCAGAGCCAGCGUUUCGGUACCAAGAGGUGGAGGAAGACCUGGGCGGUGCUUUACCCGGCCAGCCCCCACGGUGUCGCGCGGCUCGAGUUCUUUGACCACAAGGGGUCGAGCUCUGGAGGGGGCCGAGGGAGCACGCGCCGCCUGGACUGCAAGGUGAUCCGUCUGGCUGAGUGUGUGAGCGUGGCCCCCGUGGCCGUGGAGAGCCCCCCUGAGCCUGGCGCCGCAGCUUUCCGCCUGGACACCGCACAGCGUUCCCACCUGCUGGCGGCCGACGCGCCGUCCAGCGCCGCCUGGGUGCAAACGCUGUGCCGAAACGCCUUUCCGAAAGGCAGCUGGGCCCUGGCGCCUGCCGAGAACCCACCCAAGCUUUCUGCCCUGGAGAUGCUGGAGAAUUCACUGUAUAGCCCCGCCUGGGAAGGAUCCCAGUUCUGGGUAACCGUGCAAAGGACUGAAGCCGCUGAGCGUUGUGGCCUGCAUGGCUCCUAUAUGCUGAGAGUGGAGGCUGAGAGGCUGACUCUCCUGGGCGUGGGGGCCCAGACUCAGAUACAGGAGCCACUCCUUUCCUGGCCUUACACUCUGUUGCGUCGCUAUGGCCGAGACAAGGUCAUGUUCUCUUUUGAGGCUGGCCGCCGCUGCCCCUCUGGCCCUGGAACCUUCACCUUCCAGACGGCGCAGGGAAAUGACAUCUUUCAGGCAGUUGAGACUGCUAUCCACCGACAGAAGACCCAGGGAAAGGCCAGCCAGGGGCAGGAUGUUCUCAGAGCUGAUUCCCAUGAAGGAGAAGUGGCAGAAGGGAAGUUGGCUCCCCCGCGGGGCCCCCAGGAGCUCGCAGGCAGCCCUCCAGCCCUGUAUGCUGAACCCUUAGACUCCCUGCGCAUUCUUCCAGGCCCUUCCCAAGAUUCCCUAUACUCAGACCCCCUGGACAGCACCCCUGCUCAGGCAGGGGAGGGGUUACAGUUAAAGAAACCUCUCUAUUGGGACUUGUGUGAGCAUCUGCAGCAGCAGCUGAUAAAGGCCAAGUUGACAGACCCCAAAGAAGACCCCAUCUAUGAUGAACCUGAGGGCCUGGCCCCAGCUGCUCUCCGGGGCCUUUAUGAUCUGCCUCAGGAGCCCAAGGAUGCCUGGUGGUGCCAGGCUCGGGUGAAGGAGGAGGGCUAUGAGCUCCCCUACAACCCUGCUACUGAUGACUACGCCGUGCCACCCCCGCGGAGCACAAAGCCCUUCCCAGCUCCCAAGCCCCAGGGCCUGGCCUUCUCUGAAUCCGGUGCUGCAGCUGGCAGUGGCAGCAAAGGCCAUAGCUCAGACACUGCCCUGUACAGCCAGGUCCAGAAGAGUGGGGCCUCAGGUAGCUGGAACUGUGGGCUCUCUGGAGCAGGGACUGACAGGACUGGGGCCAAGUCAGAGGGCUCCACAUGAGAAGAAGGGCAAGGCUGGGGUUGCUGAUAGGAGGACCAUGGGGAGGUGGCACUGGGGAUCAAAGAAACCUGUUAGAACCAGCAGGAACCAGAGGGGUCUGUGUGUAGAGACCAGGGUACAAGGGGAGUCAAGGGAAGGAUGAUGUGUCCCAAGAAGUCAUGGAAGUGGGACAGUUGGCAGGGGCUCAGGGGCUGGAUCUGGGGGAGGCCAGCACCUCUAAGUCAUCCCCACCAAAGGAAGGGAUAGCUGCUGGAGCAGUACUAAAGAAAGGGGUGUUUGGUCAGAGUAGGUACAGUUUGAGGGGCCUGUAUGGAGGCUAUAGGGAGACACUGGGCUGUGUCUUGAUCUUUACCCCGGCAUUGUUCUUUGCCAGAGAGAGAUUUUUUUUUAAAGUUUUAUCCUCAUUAAAGUCAGUUUGGGUUUAA
Molecule: messenger RNA, 2032 nt
Organism: Orcinus orca (killer whale)
Lineage: Eukaryota; Metazoa; Chordata; Mammalia; Artiodactyla; Delphinidae
Gene: DOK1
Product: docking protein 1
Exons: 5
Coding region: 144-1607 (487 amino acids)
Biological process (GO): positive regulation of MAPK cascade; cell surface receptor protein tyrosine kinase signaling pathway
Cellular component (GO): cytoplasm
Source: RefSeq, a predicted model, not a curated record